Molecule: messenger RNA, 2749 nt
Organism: Bufo bufo (common toad)
Lineage: Eukaryota; Metazoa; Chordata; Amphibia; Anura; Bufonidae
Gene: SLC26A5
Product: solute carrier family 26 member 5
Biological process (GO): transmembrane transport
Cellular component (GO): membrane
Molecular function (GO): chloride transmembrane transporter activity; oxalate transmembrane transporter activity; secondary active sulfate transmembrane transporter activity
Source: RefSeq, a predicted model, not a curated record
UGCCCUAUCAUCAGCUCACAUUUCAAGGAGCUGAUAGUUGUCCAAGUCACAAGUGAGAUAGCUGCUGCUGUUAAAUUGUAACUAGUGGAAGACACCGGCAGCUCCUGUGCAGAGCAUUAUACGGGGAGAGCCCUCACCCAGUGCCUGAGUGACCUUCUAACAAGAACGUGAAAUGUGCUAUGGAACUAGUUUCAGGGGAAGAUGAAUAUCUGUGCCAGAGACAAAAGUAUUGUGUGGACCGGCCCAUAUACACACAGGAAUAUUUGCAAGAACAUUUACAUUUGAGGAAGAAAGAGCCAACGUCAUUUCUCCAUAAAGUGGCCCAAUCUUGCCGAUGUACUGCCAAAAAAGCCAAAUCUCAACUAUGCAGCUUUCUUCCUAUUUUGAAAUGGCUCCCACGUUAUCCUGUAAAGGAGUACCUUGUAGGAGACAUAGUGUCAGGACUGAGUACAGGAGUCAUGCAGUUACCUCAAGGUUUAGCCUAUGCCUUGCUGGCAGCAGUGCCACCUGUGUUUGGGUUAUAUUCUUCAUUCUACCCAGUGUUCUUAUACACGUUCUUUGGUACAUCAAGACACAUAUCAAUAGGUACAUUUGCUGUAAUCAGUCUGAUGAUUGGGGGAGUUGCGAUUCGAUUAGCCCCAGAUGAAAAGUUCGAUAUAGUAGAAGCCAAUAUCACAAACAGCACAGAGUUGUUACAGAACAUUGAAGCAAGAGAUGCAAUGCGAGUGAAAGUAGCUGUGGCCAUCACAUUACUUUGUGGUCUAAUACAGAUGUGCCUAGGCAUACUUAGAUUUGGCUUUGUAGCCAUCUACCUGACUGAACCUUUGGUACGAGGAUUCACAACAGCAGCAGCAGUUCAUGUCUUCGCCUCUCAGCUGAAAUACCUCUUGGGAAUUAAAACUAAAAAAAGAUACAGCGGAUUUCUAGCGGUGAUAUAUAGUUUAUUUGCGGUAUUGUCCAAUAUUACAGCAACCAAUAUUGCCACCCUGAUUGUCGGCAUUAUAUGCACUGUCUUACUGCUGGGGGCCAAGGAAAUCAAUGACCGAUUUAAAAAGAAAUUGCCAGUUCCAAUUCCCAUGGAAAUAAUUGUUGUAAUAAUCUCCACUGGAGUUUCAGCUGCACUUAACCUAAAAAAGUCCUAUGAAGUAGAUGUGGUGGGCAGUAUCCCAACUGGGUUUCGUUCCCCAGAUUUCCCAGAUGUUAGCAUCUUCUCUGCAGUUUUUGUGGAUGCAGUGGCUAUAGCAAUUGUUGGAUUUUCCAUGACCAUUUCAAUGGCCAAAACAUUUGCACUUAAACAUGGAUAUGCAGUUAGUGGAAAUCAGGAACUCAUUGCGCUAGGAUUGUGUAAUUCUGUGGGCUCUUUUUUUCAUACAUUUGUGGUGACUUGCUCAAUGUCCCGUAGUUUGGUCCAGGAGAGCACCGGGGGUAACACACAGAUUGCAGGUCUGUUGUCCUCUUUUUUGGUGCUGUUGGUCAUAUUGUUCAUUGGAUACCUCUUUGAACCAUUGCCCCAGACAGUUUUAGCAGCUAUAGUGAUGGUGAACCUAAAAGGAAUGUUCAAGCAGUUUGCAGAUAUCCCACAUUUAUGGAGAACAAGCAGGCUAGAACUGGCAAUUUGGGUGGUGUCAUUUUUGGCCUCAGUUUCCCUUGGUCUUGACUACGGUCUGCUUGUUGCAGUGGCAUUUGCCAUGAUAACAGUCAUCUACCGCACACAAAGUUCAAAGUACAGAAUUCUUGGACAGGUUCCAAAUACGGAUAUCUAUUGUGAUAUAGAAGAGUAUGAAGAGAUUAAAGAAUAUCCUGGGAUAAAGAUAUUCCAAGCCAACACUUCUUUGUACUUUGCCAACAGCGAUCUCUAUGUCUCUGCCCUGAGGAAAAAGACUGGAAUUGACCCUGGUGCAAUAUUAAUUGCAAAGAAAAAGGCCCAGAAGAGACAUGCCAAAGAAGUGAAAAAAUCGACUAAAAAUCAAAGAAGAGCCGUUCUAAAGCUUACUAACGAUGUGGAGAUGGCUGUGAAACAUGAAUUAAUAAAUGAUGAUUCAGCCACAGACUCAGGAAAUGUGAAAAAUGGGUCAGCGGACAGAAAUCUGCAUAGUUCACCUUCUGAAGAGUUAGAGUAUUUCAUGAGUCCAGUCAUCAACACCCAUACAGUAAUUCUGGACUUCACACCUGUCAACUUUAUAGAUUCUGUCGGAGUGAAAACGCUAAAAUCUCUAAUCAAAGAAUACAAGGAAAUUGGUGUUGACAUCCUCUUAUCUGGUUGUAAUGGACUGGUUGUACAAGACUUGAGCAAGCUGAAUUUCUUUGACAAGUCUAUAAGAAGAGAUAUCCUGUUCCACAGUAUUCAUGAUGCUGUGAUCCACUGCAGAUUUCUAGCAUCCUCAUUGGCUCUUGCCUCUUCUGAAGAGCAGGUCCUCAGCUCAGAGACACCAAGCCAGAUCUGAUCUUUCCUUUCACCAAAGGAGAAUGGUGCAAUAACUCUUUUCAGAUGUUGCCUCUGAUUUCGAUCCACACAUGCAGAAUUGAGAUAGAACAAAACCCUGCAUUUUCCUACACAUACAUAGAACCUCCCUUAGUUUGUUACAGUGCUCUCAGCCUAUCCUCUUUAGGCUUAUGCGCAAUGAAACAUACAUUGAAUAAUUGUGAGAGAUUAGGUAAUCUGAGUCUGGAGAAUUUAUUGUAAAUGCUUUAAUCAGUGCAUAGGCUUUCAAGUUAGGUGUGGAAAUAGCCUUUUUCUUGCUUUAUAGUU